GACGAUAGUGCUUCGAAGGCGCUGCGGCUUUGGGAGGGUGGUGUCGGUACAUUCACUAUUUCGAAGAAUCGAAAAGAUCAAGUUAACCUGGUGCGGCGUGGCUUCCGCGCUGGCGGUGACUGUCCGUGCCAGCUUUCCUUAGAGGCAGGCGCACCGGCGUUGCGUUGAGCACUCCUCACAACACUGGAACCCACAUUUAGUUGUUGACGUGCAACAAGAACACUGAAGAAGCAGACUUAAGACCGGCAUCAAGGCAACCACCAUGACAGUCUACCAGGAGCCCAACGGCACCGACGCAAUCGUUGUCCCGCUCUGGAUCAACGGUGAACAGAAGACGAGUUCCUCGAGCUUCAAGGUGAUCAGUCCUGGCUUGGGCACCGCUUGUUGGCGAGCAGCGACGGCGAGCAAAGGGGAUGUGAUCGAGGCCAUAGACGCCGCGCAAGGCGCCUUUCCUAGCUGGAGCAAGACGAAGCCCAGCAUGCGCGUUAAGAUCCUGCUCCGAGCAGCCGACAUCAUGGAGCACAACAUCGACGAGUACGCCGGCUUCAUGGCCACAGAGAUGGGCGCCGACAUAGGGGUCGCGAAGUUCUUCGUGACGCCCUUGAGCAUCUGUAUGCUUCGAGACAUCGCGAGCCGCAUAUCGAGCAUCUGCGGAACGGUACCCGUGUGCCAAGACGAGGGAACCAGCUGCAUCGUGUACAAGGAGCCGUAUGGCGUGACACUUGGGAUUGUUCCUUGGAAUGCCCCCUACGUCUUUGGAAUCCGCGCCGCAGCCACCGCUAUCGCCACGGGAAAUACGACCAUCUUAAAGGCGUCGGAACUUACGCCUCGCUGCUACUGGGCCAUUGGCAAGGCCUUUUCUGAGGCAGGAUUGCCUCCGGGCGUGCUCAACAUUCUGACCUGCCCGCCAUUUGAUGCCCCAAAUAUCGUGAAUGCUAUGAUUGCGCAUCCCGCUGUCAAGAAGAUCAACUUCACUGGAAGCGCUAGUACCGGCAGGAAGGUAGCCCGAGCGUGUGGCGAGAAUCUGAAGCCAUGUCUUAUGGAGCUGGGAGGGAAGAACAGUGCUAUUAUACUCCCAGAUGCCAAUCUUAACAAGGCAGUGACUGAGUGCAUCGCUGGCUCGUUCCUCAAUGCUGGGCAGAUAUGCAUGGGAACCGACCGUAUCAUCCUCCACGCCGAGAUUGCCCAACCUUUCCUCGCAGGCUUAAAAGCCGCGCUGACAGCGAUGAGCAAACAGCCUGCUCCACUCCCACGGGUGGUUAGUUCGGCCUCCAAGGAUCGUCUCCAAUCCCUUGUAUCCAGCGCCCUGGCGGCCGGAGCAGAGAUGGUGUUCCGCGGGGAUACUGAUGAAGUGAUCGAUAAAAGCGGAACCAUCUUCAUUCCCGCAAUUCUAGGUGGCAUCAAGGACGACAUGGAGAUCUGGACCCAGGAAUCGUUCGGCCCCGUCGCAGCUUACAUGGUGGUUCAGGACGAAGACGAGGCAGUGAGACUCGCCAAUACCACCGAGUACGGCCUGUCGGCUGCCGUGUUCACGAAAGAUCUCCGUAAAGGUCUUGCCAUUGCGAAGCGACUGGAAUCAGGAGCGGUGCAUAUAAAUAGCAUGACUAUCCACGACGAGCCUGCCCUUCCGUUUGGUGGUAUCAAGAGCAGCGGAUGGGGAAGGUUCAAUGCGGCUAGCGGUAUGGAGGAAUUCCUGGUCACGAAGUCGGUCACUUGGGACGACUAGAUUCCCAAUCUUCCAUCUGCUAUAACGAUGGAUCUUGGCCGAUAGCUUCGACGGACCAAGCGAGCAGUGAGGGAAAUGGCUU
Molecule: messenger RNA, 1808 nt
Organism: Mytilinidion resinicola
Lineage: Eukaryota; Fungi; Ascomycota; Dothideomycetes; Mytilinidiales; Mytilinidiaceae
Product: aldehyde dehydrogenase family protein
Exons: 4
Coding region: 263-1726 (487 amino acids)
Molecular function (GO): succinate-semialdehyde dehydrogenase (NAD+) activity
Source: RefSeq, a predicted model, not a curated record